CAGCUUUUUAGACUUCGUCUGGUAUUCGAUUCGUGCUUAACAAAAUGUCGAUUGCAGCUGCGUUUAAGGAUCAGGAAAUCUUUUUGACCGGCGGCACGGGGUUCGUUGGCAAAGCGCUGAUCGAGAAACUUUUGCGCUCUUGUCCGUCGCUGGGCAGGAUCUAUGUGCUGUUGCGUCCGAAGAAGGGCGUUCCCAUCGAGCGGCGUUUGGAGGACUUGCUCAAUUCGAAGCUCUUUGAGCGCCUGCGCCGCGAACAGCCCCAAACAGUGUCCAAGGUUGUGCCCAUUGCCGGGGACUGCAUGAAGCUGGGUCUGGGCAUUAGCGACACGGAUCUGGCCAAGCUAUCCAACGUCACUGUGGUCUAUCAUUCGGCUGCCUCUGUGCGCUUUGAUGAUCCCUUGGGCUCCGCCAUUUUGCUGAACACUCGGGGCACGCACGAGCUGGUCAAGCUCGCUCUGCACUGGAAACAGCUGAAGGCCUUCAUUCACGUCUCCACAACCUACUCGAAUCCAACGGUCAUCGAUGUCGAGGAGCGCAUCUAUCCGCCCUACGCGGAUUGGCGCACGACAAUCAAACUAGCUGAGACCUACGAUGGGGAAACUUUAGAUAUUUUCAAUAUGAAGUAUAGCGACUUUCAACCAAACACGUAUACCUUCACCAAAAGUCUGGCCGAGCAUGUGGUCAAUGACUACAAGGAUCAGCUACCCAUCCUCAUAUUCAGGCCCUCAAUCGUCAUCUCGACGCUGGAGGAGCCCGUGCCUGGUUGGGCGGACAAUUUCAAUGGACCCACCGGCAUGUUGGUCGCUUGUGGCGUCGGCAUCUUACGCUCCCAAAAUUGUGAUCCCUACAUUGUGGCCGACUUUGUGCCCGCCGAUGUGGUCGUGCGCGGUCUCAUCAUAGCCGCUUACAACUAUUUGAAGACGCCGCCUGCCAAAGACAAGCCCAUCGAUGUGAUCAAUUGCGCCAUGGCUAGUAUCGCACCCAUUACCAUGGGCAAUGUGAUAGACAUUGGUAAGAGGUAUAUACGCCAGAAUCCGUUCGAGAAAACGCUCUGGCUGCCAGGUGGGAGCAUUACGUUAUGUCCUGUGCUACAUUUUGUUCGGUUUAUAACAAUGCACAUUAUGAUGGCCGUUGUGGUGGACACGUUACUGCGUUUGUCUAAUGAGAAGCCUUUCCUUCUGAAGCUGCAGCGCCGCAUCUUUGCCGCCUUUGCUGCUCUGAAGGUAUUUGCCAACACUGAAUGGCAUUUCGAAAAUGCAAAUUGCCUUGCUCUGCACGAGGUCGUGCCCAUAGAUGAAGUACCGACCUUUGGCUUCCUUCAGCAUAUGAACGUCAAUUAUGUGGACUUCUUUCAGAAUGGCAUACGCGGCGCCAAGGAGUUCCUGCUCAAUGAGAGUCCCGAUAGCAGCAGCAAGGCACGUUUUCGUAUCAAAAUCUUCUAUGUUUUGGACUAUUUGCUUCGCGCCAUAGUUUAUGGAUUUUUGCUGCGUCUCGUUUAUCGUUACGCAGUGCGCGUUCUCUUGCCCCUUCAAGCAAUGGCCACCACACAGCAAUAUUCGUUGCGCUGGAAUAACUAUUUGAGACAUUUGACCUAUUCACUGGACAAUCAUCGGCUGAACGAUGAUUUUGUCGAUGUCAGCCUGUGCGUGGAUGGGCGCAGGAUCAAGGCCCAUAAAGUGGUGCUCAGCUCUUGCUCGUCCUACUUCAAGGAGAUAUUCAAAGAGAAUCCACAUCCGCAUCCAGUCAUUAUAUUUAAGUUUAUCAAAUUCGAAGAUCUCAAUUCCAUAGUCGAGUUUAUGUAUCAGGGCGAGGUGAACGUGCAGCAAGAGGCGCUGCAAUCCUUUCUACAAACUGCCGAGCUGCUCGCCGUACAGGGCCUCACAGCCGAAGAGAAGGAGAAGCCGCAAAUGCCGGUGGUCCCGCUCAUUAGCGAACAUAAGCUCAUCAAAACGAUACCCAGCACAAUACGCGCCGUCAAUGAACAGCAGCAGCAGCAGCAGCAGCAGCAACAUCAACAACAGCAACAACAUCAACAGCAGCAGCAACAUCAACAGCAGCAGCAGCAGCAGCAGGUGACUGUUGCAGGCAAUACCCAAACGAUCGAAAUACCAACGGCCACGCUGUUGCAGGCAACGGCAACGGCAACGCAAGUACAAACGCAGGUGGCUGCUGUUGCGGCUGCUCAACUGCAGGUGCAGCAAACCCAACAGCAACAGCAGCAACAACAGCAGCAACAGCAGCAGCAUCAUCAUGUACAAAGCACCCAGAUACAGCACAUUCAAGUUCAGGCAGCGCCGCCUCAGCAACAACAGCAACAGCAGCAGCAGCAGCAGCAGCAACAGCAGCAGCAGCAGCAGGCUGCAGCGCAGGCGCAGCACCUAACUAUCACCAACACGGUGUCGCUGCCAGCAGCGAAUACCGUUAAGAAACGAAAGAUCACCUUCUCCGAUGAUGAUGACAACAUCUACACCACCGAAACGGUCGACUAUGCCGUCAAGGACGAACAGACCAUUGUGAAAACUGCGGAGAUGACAUUUUUGCGCGGCGCCGUUAAAAUGGAUAUACCCGAUUAUAUAGUUAGCGAGGUGGACGAUCGACUGUCAGAUGGCGCGACGCCGCAAACGUCCCAGGACGCAACGACAGCGGCUGCACAGACUGUCGCCCAAUACUCAUCCGAAUACGAGAUUCUGACCGAGUCCGAAAUCGAGGAGAAGUAUCAAGCGGAUCCCGACAAUGCAGAUAUCGCCAUCGAGAUGACUCGCCUGCUGGGCACUGAGAGCGGCGCGACGGCCACAGCCACCGCCCAGGCGGUGCUCGAGGAUCCAAGUGCCCCGACGUCAGGUGCCACAACCACCGUCUCCGUGACGCCUGUGAAAACGGACAGCAAAGCCAGCGGCACGAAUGCUGUGGCCACCGUGGAGGACAGCUCGCCCGCGGGAGUUGCGCUCAUCUGCAGCUUCUGCAAGCGGCGGCUGCAGUCGAUGAAUGCACUGAGGCGGCACAUUGCCUCGCGGCACUCGGAGAUCCAGAGUAAGGAGUACGAGUGCUUCAUAUGCAUGAAGAACUUCAAGACCAAAUGGUCCCUGUCCACGCACAAUUCGCGCUUUCAUCGUGAUGCGCGCAGCAGCAAGGAGCUGACCAAAAUCGAGUUUGCGGAUCAGUAGCUAAGCUAAGCUCAU
Drosophila hydei is the source of this 3179-nucleotide messenger RNA. RefSeq lists its product as uncharacterized. The transcript is spliced from 13 exons. Gene Ontology annotation, molecular function: protein binding; alcohol-forming very long-chain fatty acyl-CoA reductase (NADP+) activity. NCBI's taxonomy places the organism in Eukaryota, Metazoa, Arthropoda, Insecta, Diptera, Drosophilidae. Gene Ontology annotation, cellular component: peroxisome. Bases 45 to 3164 code for a protein of 1039 amino acids. Gene Ontology annotation, biological process: long-chain fatty-acyl-CoA metabolic process. The record is from RefSeq and is a predicted model, not a curated record.